Molecule: messenger RNA, 3501 nt
Organism: Triticum aestivum (bread wheat)
Lineage: Eukaryota; Viridiplantae; Streptophyta; Magnoliopsida; Poales; Poaceae
Product: NADH-ubiquinone oxidoreductase chain 6
Exons: 1
Coding region: 2395-3138 (247 amino acids)
Molecular function (GO): NADH dehydrogenase (ubiquinone) activity
Source: RefSeq, a predicted model, not a curated record
GCAUAUAGAAAGAAAGCUUUACCGAAUACAGGUCUAGUAGGUAUAGAGCCGUAAGCGUGGUGGGGGUGCCGGUGCUUAGGCAGAUGCCCCAUUGUUCAUGAUGUUGCAAUGAAUCCAGUGGAUCAUCCUCAUGGAGGAGGUGAGGGGCGCACGAAAGGAGGUAGACCUUCGGUGUCACCUUGGGGAAAGCUCACCAAAGCAGGAUUUCGGGCAGUAGUAGGGGUGGUGAAACUUUAGAUGUCAAAUGCCACCAAUUUUUCUGCUCAAGUUAGAACGUAGUUUUUCGAAGUGAAUUGGCCAGUUCCUUUUAAAAGGAGACUGGUUUCUUUUUAUAAGCGAUUGGCUUCACUUUAGAUUUUUUAUCGUAAUUUCUCUUUGAUUUAUGGGUUGUUAUUUAUUAUUUCGAUUUUUGAUAAACGAAACGAAUCCAAGCCCGACAAGUAGAAUUCCAUUCGGUACCUUUGGGGUUUUCUUUUUCCUUCUGGAUGACGACGUCACCGCGUCUCCUUAUUGUUAUUGCGAUGGUGACGAGGAACAAAGGGCCGGGGAGAUCAUCGAAAUUACCUCUAGCCCGGAGCCAGAGGGGGUCGUCGACACAACGCCAACCCUGGUGGUGGGGCACUUCGAAGGUCUGGAGACCCUCCUUGAGAUUCCCCCUUUACCGGAAACGCCACCCGCAGGUCCUUCCUUAGCUCCAGAAGAAAGGGAGCAAGCCCCCUCUGUUGGCCUAAACCUCGAUCCAUCCCAGAGUAGCCGCCGGCUGGACGGCGGCGAACGGGGGGCAAACUCCUCAAAACGAAGUUCUACUUUGUCUUUGGAAGAAUUGGAAGAAUCGGACUCUAAGUUUAAAGUAGGAGUAGAGUCUUUAGAGGCUCGCUUAGAAGGAAUAAAGAGAAAAAAGCAACUGCAAGCGUUCGGGGCUUCUCCUUUUGAGACCGCGAAAGCAGAGCUGGUUACGUCCAUUGGGGAAAAUUCCCAGUUUCGUGUGGGACUGCUUUUGUCUCUGGAUGUCAAAUGCCCCUUGACGGGCAAACGGGAGGCUCUCGAAAAGACGAUAGAGGCCAUCUUGAAAUGCCAAGGGAAGCCCACAGACUCCCUAGCGUCUCUACUCGACCUAAAAUGCGAUCUCGAGGACCCCGAAAAACUCGAGACCGCUCUCCGUCCAUAUUUAGGACGGUUAGGGCGAUUUUUUAAGAAAUAAAAACCUUCUGUCGAUUUAUCCACACUUCCAUGACUUCUAGAGGAAAGCUAACUGCUUGCUGGCUGGGAGCUGUAUGAGCGGUAACGUCCACGUACGGCUCCGUGAGAAGGUGGACGGAAAUGGCCUUGUUGUACCUCACUCCCGUCUUCAAUGGGGUCUGCUCUUUUUUUUUUAGGAGAGUAUGCCAAUAUGAUCUUAAUGAGGUGCGGGGCUUUGCAUCUGACAUUCGUUGGGCUUUCCUCUGCGGGAGCCCGCGUCCCGGCCUUUUUGUGCAAUAAACCCCUCCGGCCGAAGACUAGUGAUAGGUGGUCCCGCGGAGCUUUCGGAGAAGGGUAGCCUAGUGUGUAAGCACAGCAAUGAACCGCGGCGAACCCUCAGACGACCCUUCUAAGAUAAGGGGGGAGAUCCUCAGUAGUGGUGACCCUUUGACUCUUCCACUGACUUAUAUAUGUACCGAAUGCUCAUACGGGAAAGUGAACUCCUGGGUCUGGAACCUGGGGGGGUUGCUCCGAUAAAAAAUCCUUUCUUUCUCGUCCACUCUAGGGGGUGCGGACACACCUGCGCGGAUUACAGGUGACGGUUACAAGAAUGGCGGGGAAGUGAAGAGUACCCGACGACAUUCAGGGAUGAAUGUAGACCCAUCGGGCGGGGAUAAUCAUUCCGGUCCUGGGAGAGGUGGCGACACCAGUCUGAGCUGAGGGAAGCCAGCCAAUUGAGUCACUGAAACGACCGCAGGAGGCGCACCCUAAGCCCAGCUUCUCGGAGCUGCUAUUGCGAAAUACGGCUUCCUUAAUAUCCAAAUUUCAACAAGGGGGCUGGGCUGCUCGCCUUCAUAGAAAGGCGACCGGGCCUAGAUUAGAUGUUCGCCUUUUUAUAGAAUAGAAAGAGAAGGUAAAGGGGGGGGGGUUUGGAGAUUCUUUCAAGAAUGCAUGGCUUCCUCCUAUUCCGCUUCAACAGAAGCCCUUAAAAUCCUGCUGCUAUGGCAGCAAGGGUUAUCCAUUUCAUAGGCGAGGGUGGGGGAGAAGCAAGCCGAACCUCUGAUCGACCCGGACACGUCAAAAAUUCUCGGCGCCGAGAGAAAGACGAGAUUCAGUAAGUAAUUCAGUGAGUGCUUUCUUUUAUAAGAAGAGCGUCGGCUUGGAAGAAGAAAAUGAAAUACGAACAACCGCGCUGGUUGUAAUAGAUCGACUUGAAUGCGUCUUCUUGCUCCAGCAUUCAAGUUCCAUUUCAAGGGAGGACGACGUACCAUGAUACUUUCUGUUUUGUCGAGCCCUGCUUUGGUCUCUGGUUUGAUGGUUGUACGUGCUAAAAAUCCGGUACAUUCCGUUUUGUUUCCCAUCCUAGUCUUUUGCGACACUUCUGGUUUACUUAUUUUGUUAGGUCUCGACUUCUCCGCUAUGAUCUCCCCAGUAGUUCAUAUAGGAGCUAUUGCCGUUUCAUUCCUAUUCGUGGUUAUGAUGUUCAAUAUUCAAAUAGCGGAGAUUCACGAAGAAGUAUUGCGCUAUUUACCAGUGAGUGGUAUUAUUGGACUGAUCUUUUGGUGGGAAAUGUUCUUCAUUUUAGAUAAUGAAACCAUUCCAUUACUACCAACCCACAGAAAUACGACCUCUCUGAGAUAUACGGUUUAUGCCGGAAAGGUACGAAGUUGGACUAAUUUGGAAACAUUGGGCAAUUUACUUUAUACCUACUAUUCCGUCUGGUUUUUGGUUUCUAGUCUGAUUUUAUUAGUUGCUAUGAUUGGGGCUAUAGUACUUACUAUGCAUAGGACUACAAAGGUGAAAAGACAGGAUGUAUUCCGACGAAAUGCCUUGGAUUCUAGGAGCCAUAUAAUGAACAGGACUAUUUCUCCUUUUGGCCAUAGCCAUAGAAGAAGCUUCUCCUCCGGAGCGGGGGGACCGCCUGACAAUUACAAAGAAACCUUUAAAAUGUGGAUUUAGUGCUCAGAAUAUAAGGAUUUCCCUGGCUUAAAAUGCAAGAUAGACAGACUUCUUGCAUUCCUUGAGCCUGGGGAGAUCCUAUUCAUGGUAAACACGUUCCCCCGGGACUUUCCUCUGCUCGAGAUCUUAGAACCCCAGGAUAUCCGAAAUAUAAUUGCUCACUCGCACAAGCAGUGGAAGCCACCCAAAAAGGGAGGCUAGUAAUUUUUUUGGUAGGUUUGUAUUGUUUCUCGAAUUGGUAGGUUUCUCGAAGUAGUUUUAGUAGGUUUCUCAGGAAAUAGAGAUGCCGAGGCCCCUACUUACCUUAUGGGUAGGUAGGGGGAAGGAAGAGUGGGUCAGAGGGCUUCCUUCACAGUGCAUACC